Anarrhichthys ocellatus (wolf-eel) is the source of this 1132-nucleotide messenger RNA. RefSeq names its product lymphatic vessel endothelial hyaluronic receptor 1b (gene lyve1b). The record is from RefSeq and is a predicted model, not a curated record. Lineage: Eukaryota; Metazoa; Chordata; Actinopteri; Perciformes; Anarhichadidae. The transcript has 6 exons. Gene Ontology annotation, molecular function: hyaluronic acid binding; transmembrane signaling receptor activity. Bases 32 to 1102 code for a protein of 356 amino acids. Gene Ontology annotation, cellular component: plasma membrane. Gene Ontology annotation, biological process: cell adhesion.
UUGCUUCCUCUCCUUCAACCGCUUCAGUUAUAUGUAUAUUUUUAUUGAAAACAUGGCAAGAUUUAGUUUUUUUACUCGAUGCUUACUUUUGUCUUUUGCAGCCUGUUUGCUGGCGUCCGACUGCAAUCCAAUUAAAGUCCCACAAAGUCCCAGAGCUGCUGGAGUCUUCUUGCUUAUCGAAGGAGGAGAAUACACGUUCAACUUCACGGCUGCCAGAGCGGCCUGCCUCAUCCUGAACGUCACCAUAGCGUCCAGAGCCCAGAUGGAGCGAGCAGUCCGGCGCGGACUGGAGACGUGCAAAUUUGGCUGGAUAGCUGAGCAGAUCGCAGUCGUCCCACGACUUACAACUGACAAAAAAUGUGGAAAUGGAAAAACUGGUGUGGUGACGUGGUCCGCAAGUGCAGAUAGAAGGUUUGGUGUCUUCUGCUUCAAUGCAUCAGAUUUAAAGGAAACACCAAACAGAUCAACAGCCUGUCCACAAAGCUCCACCCUCCCCACCACACUGACCCAGACCUCAACACCUUCGCUCAGAUCAGCAACCAAGUCUCCACCUUCAAGGAAGCCAUUAACCACAAAAGCUCCUGAGCAGACAUCUUUCACUUCAGCCUUCAUUCUCCUAAUCAAGACGACACAUUCAACUCAGAUGUCCUCCACCUCCCCCACUCUAAAGCCUUCCUCCACUCAUAUUCCUACCUCUCUUUCUCAACUUAUCAAAUCCAAACCCACCGCCGUCAGUUUUGUCUUUUCUACCUCUGUUCGUGCCUCCAGUUUCUCUCCUUCCUCUGAGUCAGUGAUGCCACAGCUGACGAGCUCUGCAAGACCUCCACUGGGAAAUGUUCCCACAGCACUCAUCAUUCUUGGCGUCAUCGUUCUGCUCCUGACAGCAGCAGGCGUCGUGUGGUACUACAAACUGAAUAUUUUCACCUUUUGGUCUCAGGAGCUGCAGAAGGACGACAUAGAGACAGAGAUGUGGAAGCACUCCGACAGCGAGAUGGACCUGCACAGUCAACAUGAAGGAGAAGAAGAAGAAUCAGACAGGAAGUACUCCAGUGACAUCACUCUGUGUGUGAAUCCAGACUUCAAAACAAACUCUUCAGAGUAGAUGCACUAUAUUUCUUUCAUCAAAUGAAUU